Molecule: messenger RNA, 1124 nt
Organism: Thamnophis sirtalis
Lineage: Eukaryota; Metazoa; Chordata; Lepidosauria; Squamata; Natricidae
Source: RefSeq, a predicted model, not a curated record
UUGGGUCUCUCUUCACCCUUUUCACAUUUUCACGGACAGGACGUGAAAUGGGUUGAGUUUUAAAGGGUUUCCUAUCAGUUCAACUCCACCCGGAGCCUUCCAAAAUGCCCAGAUCAUCCCUGCUGGUGGAAAACGAUGAUCUCUACGAAGAUGUCAACUCAACCGAAGAGCCGGCCUCCUUAAUGAGCAACCGAACAAGCCAGGAAAGCUGGCCUGAAGACGCUUCCCUUGGCGUGGGGACCCUCUGCGCUAUUUACGCAGCCUACGCCGCCAUCAUUUCCAUGGGUCUUCUAGGGAACAUCAUCCUGGUCAAAGUCUUCUUCAAGAUCAAAUCCAUGCAGACCGUGCCCAAUAUCUUCAUUACCAGCCUGGCUUUCGGGGACCUGCUCCUUCUGUUGACCUGCGUGCCGGUGGACGCUGCCUGUUACGUUGUGGAUACGUGGUUGUUCGGACAAGUCGGCUGUAAGCUUCUGUCUUUUAUUCAGCGAACCUCCGUGGGGGUUUCUGUAUUCACACUCACGGUCCUCAGUGCUGACAGAGUAAGACACGCAGAGAGAUUGUGGUAUAAUCCCAAGAGAGACUCAAAAGGGUUCCAAAUUGAAUCCCGGAAGCGAGUGGCCAAAACCGUGCUGGUUUUAGUCGGCUUGUUCGCCUUCUGCUGGCUACCCAACCACAUCCUCUACCUGUACCGUUCAUUCACCUACCACACUUCCAUAGACACGUCCGCUUUCCAUCUGGUGGCCACCAUCUUCUCCCGGGCGUUGGCCUUCAGCAAUUCCUGCGUCAACCCCUUCGCUCUCUACUGGCUGAGCAAAAGCUUCCGCCAACAUUUCAAGAAGGAAAUCUCGUGUUGCAAAGCCAAGAUGCCCGUCAGAAGGGCCAGCCUCACACAGACCCACACCCCGAGCAGAGCCAUGUCGGUUACGGGCUCGGAAAUCAGCGUCACGUUGCUCACGGAUUACAGCAUCACCAAAGAAGAGGAGAGCGUCUAAUUGUGCUUCGGGAUCGUCGUCCCGCUAGAUCUACUGGCAAAGAUCCAGAGGUUUGCUGAAGGUAAAGGAGAGCUUCUUGCCCUCGGCAGAAAUCUUCCCAAUGCAUCCUACGAUCUCACACCUCGGCAUCAC